Brassica napus (rape) is the source of this 2331-nucleotide messenger RNA. Its product is annotated as putative FBD-associated F-box protein At1g05080. The transcript has 2 exons. The coding region runs from base 456 to 1934 and encodes 492 amino acids. Lineage: Eukaryota; Viridiplantae; Streptophyta; Magnoliopsida; Brassicales; Brassicaceae. The record is from RefSeq and is a predicted model, not a curated record. Gene Ontology annotation, molecular function: protein binding.
AUAGUUAGUUUAUUAAAAUCUUAUUAUAUAAUUAGAUAGACAAACAUAUUUAUCUAAUGAUUAUAAGAAUCAUCUUAGUAAUAACAUGUGACUACAAAAAAAAAAGUUGUAAUGUUUCUCAAUUAAUAUAUAGGGAAUAUUGAUAUUACUUAAUAAACAUACAUAAUUCUUAAAAUUAACAACAAGUUGAUGAAAUAAUUUUUUUUGUAAAUUUCAUGUUUUCUGGUGUGAUUUCCUAAGCUAACAAGGAGAAGAAUGGAUUGACAUAAACCGUGUGGUACUAGGAUUCUACAAAAAGACAUAUAAAUAAAUUGCUAGCGAUUGGCUUCUUGCAAUCUGGGAUAAACAAAGAGAUAGAGAAAAGCAAUAUCAAUACAAAAGAGCUAAGAGUUUUUGGUUAAAACCUCGUGAUCUCUAUUAUUAGCUAGGUUUGCUCGUGAGAAAAGAUCUUAAACAUGGCUAACAAAGCUGCAACUUGUCAAGAAAUUAAAGAAAAAGUUUGUGAAGACAGGAUUAGUGUUUUACCUGAUGCGUUACUUGUGCAAAUAUUGUUGCUUCUUCCGAUUAAAGAAGCAGUAGCCACAUCGAUUUUGUCAAAACCAUGGAGUUGCAUCUGGACGUUGAUGCCUAAACUCGUUUGCAAGGAUACCAAGCACACAAACAGCAAAAGCUUCUGGUGGUUUUUUGAACAGUCAUUGCAACUUCACAAGUCACCUAUACUAGAACACCUAGAAGUUAAACUCGGUUCAAGAUGUCCAGCUGACGUAGAUGUCGGAAAACUGAUUUUAAAAGCUGUUGAACGCAACAUUCGAUUGCUAGACUUCAACCUAAAGUGGUCAGCAAAGCCUAUAAGCUUGCCUAAGACACUUUAUACUUGUAAAACGCUCAAGAAAUUGAUUCUCUCAAACAAGAUUCUCAUAGAGCUUCCUUUUGAAGCUUUCCUCCCCUCGCUUAUUAAACUGGAGCUUUUCAAUGUGGCGUAUAAAGACGAGGGUUCACUUAUUAGGCUUUUAUCAAGUUGUCCUGUUCUCAAAACUUUGAUUGUGGUCCGAGAGAAGAAUGACAAUGUGAUCAAGUUCAGUGUGAAAGUGCCUUCUUUAAAUAGUUUAGUUUAUAUUAAUAAUAAUGAUGACGAUGGAGUAUGUGGUUGUGGUUGUAGUAGUAGUAGUGGGUCUUUGAUUAUAGAUUCCCCACAGUUGAAGUAUCUUCGCGUCAAUGAUUUUUCUGAAGAUGGUUGCUCGAUAGAGAGUAUGAGUCCUAACCUUACCAUGGCCAGAGUAGACGUUGGUUCUCCCCCUAAUGAAAAUUUCUUGACAUAUCUUUCUUCUGUCAAGUUUCUCCAUAUGACUUGGAUCGAUGAAACGGAAGUAUUCUGUAGUUGCGUCAACUACUCUCAACUGAUAGAGUGUAUGCUACGUCCAUGUCGCGCGGAAUAUUGGGUAGAAUCAGUUAUGCUGUUGCUUGACAACUCUCCUAAUCUUAAAGUUCUUAUGAUCGACACUGUAAGUAUACUCCCUCAAGCAGGUUUUGAUUUUUAUUAUGCGUUUAUUAAAUUUAUACAUAGUACUUUUUUUUUUUUUUUUUUUUUUUUUGUUGUUUCUCAGAAGGGCAUAGGUGAAUCCGAUGAUCUCCGUCGUUGGAGUUAUGUUCCAGAGUGCUUGUCGUCUCAACUCGAGAUUUUGGAAUGGAAAAAAUAUGGAGGGACGAGAGACGAGAAGCAGCUCUUGGAGUAUAUCCUUGCAAGCUCCAAGUGUUUGAAGAGAGCAGGAAUCUCCAUGAGGUAUAGCAAGGACUGCAAUGAUAAAAUGAAAAAGAAGUUGAGGAAAGAGUUAAAAUCCAUGCCUAGGGCUUCAGUAUCUUCUGAGCUUUUGUUUCCUGCUAAAUUUAAAUGGAGAUCAUCAGUGGCACAACAUUGUCUUUUUGACCUGUUUUAGUUUUACAUUGGUUGACUAGACAAGUGCUUGUGAAUUUUAGUUUUGGUUCGUUAUCUUUCCUUUUUUUUAAUUGAUUUUUGCAGUGACAUUUAGUCCGGUUUUCAACAAAAGUCUUUCUCUUCUUCAAUUCAGCUCAAGAAAAUAUUCCAUAUUCUUUUCUUCAAUUUAACUGCACAAUCUCAAAUAUAUACCUUACCACAAAAAGAAAAGAUUUUAUAUCAGUUUGCAAAAAAAUAUAUAUAUAUAUUUUUUUUUAAGUAGAGGCAGAGAGAGUUUAUAUAGAUAGAGAAGAGAGUGUACUACAGAGAUUUAGCUUUUUAAAGAGUGUAGCAGAAACACAAUAGUUGUUCCAUCAUCAUCAUAACAAGAAGAAAGAAGUAAUCACAUUCUGGAAUAA